Molecule: messenger RNA, 1655 nt
Organism: Phycodurus eques (leafy seadragon)
Lineage: Eukaryota; Metazoa; Chordata; Actinopteri; Syngnathiformes; Syngnathidae
Gene: eif3eb
Product: eukaryotic translation initiation factor 3, subunit E, b
Exons: 13
Coding region: 19-1290 (423 amino acids)
Biological process (GO): translational initiation
Cellular component (GO): nucleus; eukaryotic translation initiation factor 3 complex; cytoplasm
Molecular function (GO): translation initiation factor activity
Source: RefSeq, a predicted model, not a curated record
CUUUUCAAAGCAGCCAAGAUGGCGGAGUACGAUCUCACGACCAAGAUAGCACAUUUUCUCGACCGGCAUUUGGUUUUUCCCCUUCUGGAAUUCCUUUCCGUGAAAGAGAUCUACAAUGAAAAGGAGCUUCUCCAAGGCAAGCUGGACCUCCUCAGCGAAACCAACAUGGUGGACUUCGCCAUGGACGUGUACAAGAACCUUUAUCCUGACAAGGAGAUCCCACAUUCCUUGAGGGAGAAGAGGGGCACUGUGGUGGCACAGCUCAAGCAGCUCCAGUCGGAGACGGUCCCCAUCGUCAAGAUGUUUGAGGACCCCGAGACGACGAGGCAGAUGCAGUCCACCAGAGACGGGAGGAUGCUCUUCGAUUAUCUGUCAGAGAAGCACAAUUUCCGCCAAGAGUACCUGGACACGCUGUACAGAUACGCCAAGUUCCAGUACGAGUGUGGAAACUACUCUGGCGCUGCAGAGUACCUCUACUUCUUCCGUGUCUUGGUUCCGUCAACUGACAGGAACGCUUUGAGUUCUCUGUGGGGCAAACUGGCCUCCGAGAUCCUCAUGCAGAACUGGGAGCCCGCCAUGGAGGACCUGACGCGACUGAGGGAGACCAUUGACAACAACUCGGUGAGCUCGCCUCUCCAGUCGCUCCAGCAGAGGACCUGGCUCAUCCACUGGUCCCUCUUCGUCUUCUUCAACCAUCCCAAAGGCCGAGACAACAUCAUCGAGCUCUUCCUCUACCAGCCUCAGUACCUGAACGCCAUCCAGACCAUGUGCCCGCAUAUCCUGCGCUACCUCACCACCGCCGUCAUCACCAACAAGGACGUGCGCAAGCGCAGACAAGUUCUCAAGGACUUGGUGAAGGUCAUUCAGCAGGAGUCGUACACGUACAAGGACCCCAUCACGGAGUUUGUGGAGUGCCUCUACGUCAACUUUGACUUCGACAGCGCCCAGAAGAAGCUGAGGGAGUGCGAGUCGGUUCUGGUCAACGACUUCUUCCUGGUGGCGUGUCUGGAGGACUUCAUUGAGAACGCUCGCCUCUUCAUCUUCGAGACCUUCUGCCGCAUCCAUCAGUGCAUCAGCAUCAAUAUGCUGGCCGACAAGCUCAAUAUGACGCCCGAGGAGGCGGAGAGGUGGAUCGUCAACCUCAUCCGCAACGCCCGGCUGGAUGCCAAGAUCGACUCCAAGCUGGGUCACGUGGUGAUGGGCAACAACGCCGUGUCGCCCUACCAGCAGGUCAUCGAGAAGACUAAGAGCUUGUCCUUCCGCAGCCAAAUGCUGGCCAUGAACAUCUGAAAAGAAGGUGGCUCACAACAACAGGAACGAGACACCAAACUGGGCUGCUCAAGACUCUGGAUUUUAUUAAAAAAAAUAAAAAGAGGAGGAGAAUGCCAAUGGCUCUUGAAAAAUAAUCACGCAACUUUUGACUGGAUUCCCACACUUGGUUUAUUCGCUUGUCAUUCCAACUGGCUGCUUGAAUUCGGUCGGCGGCACACAAUUGGGUUGCUGUCCUUUCAGAUAUGUCACCUUUAUUAUUAUUAUUGUUGUUGUUUUUUUUUUCUUUUGAGGUCAAAUAUUCUGGAAGCAGUAACCCGACAAAAAGCAAAACAAUGUCAAACCAACAUUAAAGCUUCUGCCUCUUUGGAAAACCAAUCACAGAA